This is a messenger RNA of Durusdinium trenchii, 294 nucleotides long. Lineage: Eukaryota; Dinophyceae; Suessiales; Symbiodiniaceae. The record is from the annotation of a GenBank genome assembly.
AUGUUGCCAACCGACGCAAAGCCCACUGUGGCACGCUGGACGCUUCCUCCAAAGGUGAAGUCUUUCUUUGCGGCAUUGACGGAAGAUGAUGGCUGGACUCCGCAAACCAAUCGCAAGGCCGAGAUCAUCUACGGCGUGCUUUCAACUGGCAUGAACAAUUUGAACCUAUCUUGGUAUUUAAACCAUUCCGAUGAUUCAAAUAUUGGAUUUCGAGACGCCAGUAUACGGUAUAUAUCUAAGCGCCCACAUGACAUGAUUGAAGAGCUCCAAUUAGAGGUUCAGGAAAUCCACUGA